Rhinichthys klamathensis goyatoka is the source of this 1929-nucleotide messenger RNA. It is a transcript of the gene zpr1, whose product is annotated as ZPR1 zinc finger. Bases 138 to 1460 code for a protein of 440 amino acids. Lineage: Eukaryota; Metazoa; Chordata; Actinopteri; Cypriniformes; Leuciscidae. Gene Ontology annotation, cellular component: cytoplasm; nucleus. The transcript is spliced from 13 exons. The record is from RefSeq and is a predicted model, not a curated record. Gene Ontology annotation, molecular function: zinc ion binding.
CAUUAGGAUAUUACCAAAAACGUGCGAACUGCGAAGGCUGCUGGAAACUUCUAGCAGAACGAGAACACCACUCAUUAUAACAAUUAAUACCAGUAAACCAACAAUUUAAAUACUUUUAAUCCACAGUACCUGACAAUAUGUCAGUUAUUGAGGAGGAGCGCGUCCGCGGCGGCGUUUUUAAGGACAUUAAUGCAGACGAUGAAGAUCAUCAACCUACAGUGAUUGAGAGUUUGUGCAUGAACUGUUAUAAAAAUGGAAGCACACGUCUUCUGUUUACUAAGAUCCCUUUCUUCAAAGAAAUCAUCAUCAGCUCCUUUACAUGUCCACACUGUAACUGGACCAACACAGAAAUCCAGUCUGCUGGCCGCAUACAAGAGCAGGGUGUCCUGUACACCUUACAAGUAAAGACCAAACAGGACAUGAAUCGAGAGGUUGUAAAGUCGGACAGUGCGUCCACCAGAAUUCCACAACUUGAUUUUGAAAUUCCUCCUUUCACACAGAAGGGCUCCUUGUCAACAAUUGAGGGCCUUCUGGACAGAGCAGUGGCGGGUUUAGAGCAAGACCAACCUAUUAGAAAGGGAACAGAUCCAGCUGUUGCUGAAAAGAUAGAUGAAUUCAUCCAGAGGCUGAAAAAUCUUAAAGAAGUUGAAGAGGAAUUCACGUUAAUUAUUGAUGAUCCAUCUGGGAAUAGUUUUAUUGAGAACCCGUUUGUGCCUCAGAAAGACACGGCUCUCUCCGUCACGUAUUACAAUAGGACAGCUGAACACAACGCUGCGCUAGGAAUAGAGGUAGAGGAAAAACAAGACGAAAAGACAGGCGAUGAUAUAGAUGCAAUGAGAAAUGAGGUAUUAGUGUUUAACACUAACUGCCCAGAAUGCAACGCCCCAGCCAAUACAAACAUGAAGCUUGUCCAAAUUCCACACUUUAAAGAGGUCAUUAUAAUGGCCACUAAUUGCGACAGCUGUGGACAUCGCACCAAUGAGGUGAAAUCAGGAGGAGCCACAGAAGAGCUGGGAACCAGAAUAACUCUCCACUUAACAGACCCUUCAGAUAUGUCCAGAGACCUGCUGAAGUCAGAGACAUGUAGCGUGUUGAUUCCCGAGCUGGAGUUUGAGUUGGGGAUGGCGGCUGUCGGAGGGAAGUUCACUACGCUGGAAGGACUUCUCAAGGACAUCAAAGAUCUGAUUGUUUCAAAAAACCCCUUCAUGUGUGGAGACAGCUUUACAGCGGAUAGAGCAGGGAAACUGGAGCUUUUUGGGCAAAAGAUUGACAAGAUAAUGGCGGGGGAAAUGGAUGUGCACGUUAUUCUGGACGAUCCGACAGGCAAUAGUUAUAUUCAGAAUGUUUAUGCCCCAGAUCCAGAUCCAGAAAUGAAGAUUGAAAAGUACACCAGGACCUUUGAGCAGAACGAAGACUUGGGGCUCAAUGACAUGAAAACCGAAGGGUACGCAGAGAAAUAGGCGUAAAGUCAGAGAAAAAUGGAGAUUAUAUGUUGUUAUAUUCCAAAUUCUGUCGAAAUCAUUAUAUAACAUUAUUUAAUUCACUUUUACAUUUAUUGUAAUAUAUCAUGUAAUUGCCACUUCUGAAAACCAUGUUGUCUUUAAAAGCAUCAUUAUGAUUUGAGAGGGGAAUUUUUUUUUUUUGGCUUGAAUAAAUGCAAGGUUCUUAAUUUCCUUGCUGCCUGUAAAAUAAUUUAAGUUAUGGUCAUCUUGGCUAUGAAGCACUUGUGUUAAUUAACAAUGCCACAACAAAAUUGUUACAAAGUUUUUGAAGUAAAUACAACUAGACACUUAAUAAAGUAGUCUUAAGCACACUACAGAUGUGAAUUCUGUGGACGCAUUUUCUUUUCCAUUAAAUAGGGCUGACUCAUUCAUAAAGGCUGUAACAUAACAAGGGUUAUGUUUGUACAAUAAAAGAGUUUCAAAUAUG